This is a messenger RNA of Gastrolobium bilobum, 540 nucleotides long. RefSeq lists its product as uncharacterized. The coding region runs from base 55 to 540 and encodes 161 amino acids. The record is from RefSeq and is a predicted model, not a curated record. The transcript has a single exon. NCBI's taxonomy places the organism in Eukaryota, Viridiplantae, Streptophyta, Magnoliopsida, Fabales, Fabaceae.
AGAACUUCUCACUUUUAAGCUCAAAACUAAACUUAGCAGUCACCAAGGAAAGCCAUGGGAAAUUGCUUAGUUCUACAAGAAAACAUGGUAAGGAUCAUGAAAACAGAUGGGAAAAUUCUUGAAUACAAAAAAACACCCAUCAAAGUCCAUCAGGUUCUGAAUCAAUUUCCUGGCCAUGCAAUAUCAGACUCACUGCCAGUCCUACACCAUCUUCACCCCAACACCACACUGCAUAACGGUCAAUUAUAUUAUCUAGUGCCUCUGCCACAUCCUUCACCAAAAGCUACAAAGAAGAAGGUGAGGUUUGCUGAACCAGAAGUAGCAGAAGGUGCUCAUGAAAGUGGCGUGGUUAGGAUUAAGCUUGUUAUUAGUAAGCAAGAACUGCAUGAUAUUCUGCAAAAGGAAGGGAUUUCUAUUCACGAGAUGUUAUCUCUAGUUCAUGGUGAAAAGGGAUUUGAUGGUCAAGAUGAGUGUAAAAAAUGUGACGAUGGUUCUCAAGGUUGGAAACCAGCGUUAGAAAGCAUUGCUGAAGUAAACUAG